AUGGCGAAAGUGUGGGAAUUGGUCAUGACAACUCGGAGCACAGGACACAGAGGCAACUCUGUUUCUGCCUUGCUGAGUCUUUGUCUCCCCUCACCCAGCAAUCCUUUUUAUUUAAGGACCAGCAAAAGGCAGGUGUUUACAGCUCUGGACCUGACCGAGUGUGCUUCCAUCCAAGGAAAAAUCAUGUUCACCGAGCCCACAAAUGCUGACUUUCCCCUUAGCCACAAUGUCAGUAGGCACUGGGCCAGCAUCUCAGUGGUUGCAAACGGGAUCCCCACCCCCCAGACCACUGUGAGGGAGAAGGCUUUGUGUGUCCCAGAAAACCCGAACACCAGUAUUGGAAAUCAGGGCCAGAUUGAGAUGUCCAUCGAUGAAGUGUGUCGAGAGAUGGUGUUACAUUGCUGCAAGUUAUUUCUGCAGCAGGCCGGAUUAAAUCUGCUAAUAAGCAUGACGAUUAUUAAUAACAUGUUUGCCAAGUCGGUUUCAGACCUGAAGUUUCCUUUGAUAUCCGAGGGCAGUGUAUGUGCAAAGGUUCAGGGUUUGGAAGCACUGCUGGGUUUGUCUGAAAAGCCAGUGUUGGCCGACGAGGUGCUGGCUGCCCAAAUGCUGUUCUCCUUCAUGCUCCCCUUUAUGAGAGGUGGGAACAGAGAGAUGCUCGUGGAGGCCUUCAGAGCGAUGCUCGUGGAAGCCCUCUCCCCAUAA
Molecule: messenger RNA, 702 nt
Organism: Microtus oregoni (creeping vole)
Lineage: Eukaryota; Metazoa; Chordata; Mammalia; Rodentia; Cricetidae
Product: protein ARMCX6-like
Exons: 2
Coding region: 1-702 (233 amino acids)
Cellular component (GO): mitochondrion
Source: RefSeq, a predicted model, not a curated record